AUGCACAGUAGCACAGACGAGUCGGUUCAGGUAUUGCAGCGGGAGCCGCGGGUGCUACUUUCCUUACUGCAAAGCUUCCCCUAUCCUGAGGAGAUCCUCCAAGCUAUCGACGACCAGUUUUUGAGAGCUGGACAGCCGCCUGGAGACGUAGCUGUGUCCAAGCACGCUUGA
Peronospora matthiolae is the source of this 171-nucleotide messenger RNA. NCBI's taxonomy places the organism in Eukaryota, Oomycota, Peronosporomycetes, Peronosporales, Peronosporaceae. The record is from the annotation of a GenBank genome assembly.